Sapajus apella (tufted capuchin) is the source of this 7989-nucleotide messenger RNA. RefSeq names its product phospholipase C epsilon 1 (gene PLCE1). Gene Ontology annotation, molecular function: phosphatidylinositol-4,5-bisphosphate phospholipase C activity; guanyl-nucleotide exchange factor activity. Lineage: Eukaryota; Metazoa; Chordata; Mammalia; Primates; Cebidae. The record is from RefSeq and is a predicted model, not a curated record. Gene Ontology annotation, biological process: phosphatidylinositol-mediated signaling; small GTPase-mediated signal transduction; lipid metabolic process. The coding region runs from base 621 to 7535 and encodes 2304 amino acids. The transcript has 33 exons.
CGCUGGGCAACGCGGGCAACCCGGCGGGCGGCGGGCUCGCGCGGCGGGAGCGGCGGCGGCGGCGCGCCCGGGCUCUGCCUCCCGGGCUCUGCCUCCCGGGCACUUGCCUGGUUCCUGUGCGUUCCUGGACAUCGGCUCUGCAGCUGACACACAGUAGUGGGGACAUCCGACGUCGCCAGCGACAGGCGCGCGAUCGGCGGGUCCCAGAGGGACGCUGCGCUUGGGGGCGCCGGCGAGACUCGCCAGAAGCGAAGAGGAAACAGGAAUCAUUCAAACUGGAUUUUUAAAUCAUUACAAGUCAAUGAUGUAUCAGAAGUUGCAGAGUGCAAGCCCGAGUAACAGUCUUCAAAAAAUUUUGCUUCACAUAACAGAGAAAGGAAAAUUGAUCUACCAUCUUAAAACCCUGAUCUAGAAAAAAUAUAUAUUCAUCAUAAGAAAUUAUAACUGAGAAAAAUUAUUUUCCUCUUAAUGCACCUGAAUGAAAGGAAGUAUCCCUUUGUUUCUUGGGAGGAGUUGUAUGUCUGAGAUUGUCAUAAUAAUGAGUCAUUUUAUUAAAACCUUGACAUGAUCACCAGGGAAGAGAAAUAGAGCAAUAGCUGGAACCUGUGUGUUAGUCCAAGAUGACUUCUGAAGAAAUGACAGCUUCUGUUCUCAUACCUGUGACUCAGAGAAAAGUGGUUUCUGCCCAAUCAGCUUCAGAUGAAAGUAGUGAAAAGGUCUCAGACAUCAAUAUUUCAAAAGCACAUACUGUCAGACAGAGUGGGCAGACUUCUCAUACCAUCUCACGACUGAACAAACUUAAAGAAGAAUCUUCUGGAAGCAACUUGCCAGAGAUUCUCUCAAUAGCAAGGGAGAAAGUAGUGAGUGAUGAGAACAGUAAUGAAAAAUCCUGGGAGAAAAGCAUACCAGAUUCUGUGAAAAACCUUAACAUUAACUGCAACAACAUGUUGAGAAACCAUCAGCAUGGCCUUCCUCAGAGACAGUUUUAUGAAAUGUGCAACUCUGUCGCUGAGGAAGACCUGUGUUUAGAAACUGGAAUUCCUUCUCCACUGGAAAGAAGGGUGUUCCCUGAAAUUCAACUGGAACUAGACAGACCUCCCAUGGACAUUAGUCCUUUGGGAAAUCAGUCGGCUAUCCUAGAGACAGACAGAGCACACCCUGACAGCAGCACGACAGUGUUUCAUUUUCAUUAUGAAGUUGAAAGAAGAAUGUCAGACACUUUCUGUACCCUAUCAAAAAACUUAAUUUUAGAUGACUGUGGAAAUUGUGUACCACUACCCAGGGGUGAGGAGAAGCAAAAGAAAAACUACGUGGCAUAUACCUGUAAACUAAUGGAAUUGGCAAAAAAUUGUGAUAAUAAGAAUGAGCAGCUGCAGUGUGAUAAUUGUGACACCUUGAAUGAAAAAUACUUUUGCUUUGAAGGCUCUUGCCAGAAAGUUGACAUGGUAUAUUCAAGUGAUAGUUUUUGCAGGGAAGAUUUUAGUGACAGUCAAGCUGCCAAGACCUUUUUGAGCCAUUUUGAGGACGUCCCUGAUAAAUGUGAAGAUGUAGAAGAAGACUUUUUUAAAAGCAAAAAGGAGCGGUCCACUUUGUUAGUCAGAAGAUUCUGCAAAAAUGACAGAGAAGUUAAGAAAUCUGUGUAUACUGGAACAAGAGCAAUUGUGAGAACUCUGCCUUCUGGCCACAUUGGGCUGAUUGCAUGGAGUUACAUUGAUCAGAAGAGAAAUAAUCCCUUACUGUCUUGUGGGAGAGUAAUGGAACCCCUGACAACGGUGAAGAUAAGGCAAGGUGGGAGCCGACAUCUAUCAGAAGCCCAGUGGUAUCCUAUCUACAAUGCAGUGAGAAGAGGAGAAGAAACAGAAAAUACAGUUGGAGCUCUACUCCAUUUCUUCACAAAGCUCCCAGCCUCUGAGACAGCCCAUGGAAGGAUAAGCAUUGGUCCGUGCUUAAAGCAAUGUGUCCGAGACACCGUAUGUGAGUAUCGUGCCACCCUCCAAAGGACAUCAAUAUCGCAAUACAUCACCGGUUCUCUCCUAGAAGCAACCACCUCUUUGGGAGCAAGAAGUGGCCUUCUCAGUACUUUUGGAGGAUCCACUGGACGAAUGAUGCUGAAAGAACGCCAGCCAGGCCCCUCUGUGGCCAAUUCUAAUGCCCUCCCUUCAAGUUCAGCUGGGAUCAGCAAGGAGCUGAUUGAUCUGCAGCCUCUCAUCCAGUUCCCAGAGGAAGUCGCCAGCAUCCUGAUGGAGCAGGAGCAGAGUAUUUACCGCAGGGUUUUGCCAGUCGACUACCUCUGCUUCUUAACGCGGGACUUGGGCACUCCCGAAUGCCAGAGGUCCCUGCCCUGCCUCAAAGCCUCCAUCUCAGCAUCGAUUCUUAGCACUCAGAAUGGAGAGCACAACGCCCUUGAAGAUCUGGUGGUGAGGUUUAAUGAGGUGAGCUCCUGGGUGACGUGGCUGAUCCUCACGGCAGGCUCCAUGGAGGAGAAGCGGGAAGUCUUUUCGUAUUUGGUGCAUGUGGCCAAAUGCUGCUGGAACAUGGGCAACUACAAUGCUGUCAUGGAGUUCUUGGCUGGCCUCAGGUCAAGAAAAGUUUUAAAAAUGUGGCAGUUUAUGGACCAGUCUGAUAUUGAGACCAUGAGGGGCCUGAAGGACACUAUGGCCCAGCAUGAGUCCUCUUGUGAGUACAGAAAGGUGGUGACGCGUGCCCUGCACAUCCCUGGCUGUAAAGUGGUUCCGUUCUGUGGGGUGUUUCUGAAGGAGCUCUGUGAAGUGCUCGAUGGUGCCUCCGGCCUCAUGAAGCUUUGCCCGCGGUACAAUUCCCGAGAAGAAACUUUAGAGUUUGUGGCAGAUUACAGUGGACAAGAUAAUUUCUUACAACGAGUGGGACAAAAUGGCUUAAGGAAUUCGGAGAAGGAGUCCACUGUCAACAGCAUCUUCCAGGUCAUCCGGAGCUGCAGCCGAAGUCUGGAGACAGAGGAGGAGGACAGCCCCAGUGAAGGGAACAGCUCCAGGAAAAGUUCCUUGAAGGACAAAACCCGAUGGCAGUUUAUAAUUGGAGAUUUGUUGGAUUCAGACAGUGACAUCUUUGAGCAAUCCAAAGAAUAUGACUCUCAUGGUUCAGAGGACUCACAGAAGGCCUUCGACCAUGGGACAGAGCUCAUUCCAUGGUACGUGCUGUCCAUUCAAGCCGACGUGCACCAGUUCCUGCUGCAGGGGGCCACGGUCAUCCACUACGAUCAGGACACACACCUCUCUGCCCGCUGCUUCCUCCAGCUUCAGCCCGACAACAGCACCUUGACCUGGGUAAAGCCCACAACUGCCUCCCUAGCCAGCACUAAAGCAAAACUUGGCGUACUUAAUAACACAGCUGAGCCUGGAAAAUUCCCACUCCUGGGCAAUGCUGGGUUAAGUGGCCUGACAGAAGGGGUCUUGGAUCUUUUUGCAGUGAAGGCUGUAUACAUGGGCCACCCUGGCAUUGAUAUACACACUGUGUGUGUUCAGAACAAACUGGGUAGCAUGUUUCUGUCAGAGACUGGCGUGACACUGCUCUAUGGGCUUCAGACCACGGACAAUAGAUUAUUGCACUUUGUGGCACCAAAGCACACAGCUAAAAUGCUCUUCAGUGGAUUGUUGGAACUCACUAGAUCUGUGAGAAAGAUGAGGAAAUUCCCUGACCAAAGACAGCAGUGGCUGCGGAAACAGUACGUCAGCCUCUAUCAGGAGGAUGGACGGUAUGAAGGCCCAACUUUGGCUCAUGCUGUGGAGUUGUUUGGUGGCAGACGAUGGAGUACUCGAAACCCCAGUCCUGGGACAUCAGCAAAGAAUGCUGAGAAGCCCAAUAUGCAGAGAAACAACACACUGGGCAUAAGCACUACAAAGAAAAAGAAGAAAAUCCUCAUGAGGGGUGAGAGUGGAGAGGCAACUGACGACGAGAUGGCAACCCGAAAGGCCAAGAUGAACAAAGAGUGUCGAAGCCGAAGUGGUUCUGAUCCUCAAGACGUUAAUGAACAAGAAGAAUCGGAGGCGAAUGCCAUCACUAUCCCUCCAAACUCCCUCCCUUCCAGAAGAGCCCACUCUUUGACCACAACUGGGUCCCCCAACUUGGCUGCUGGGACGACGUCAUCUCCCAUCAGGCCAGUGUCCUCCCCUGUGCUGCCUUCUUCAAACAAGAGCCCGUCCAGUGCUUGGAGCAGUAGUAGCUGGCAUGGGCGGAUCAAAGGCGGCAUGAAGGGAUUUCAGAGCUUCAUGGUUUCAGACAGCAACAUGAGUUUUGUUGAAUUUGUUGAGCUGUUCAAAUCAUUCAGUGUCCGGAGCCGCAAGGACCUGAAGGAUCUCUUUGAUGUCUAUGCAGUGCCCUGCAACCGAUCUGGCUCUGAGUCAGCCCCACUCUACACCAACCUCACAAUUGAUGAAAACACCAGCGAUCUUCAGCCUGACCUAGAUCUGUUGACCAGAAAUGUUUCGGAUUUGGGGUUGUUCAUUAAGAGUAAACAGCAGCUGUCGGACAACCAGAGGCAGAUAUCUGAUGCCAUUGCUGCUGCAAGUAUCGUGACAAAUGGCACUGGGAUUGAGAGCACAUCUCUGGGCAUUUUCGGGGUGGGCAUACUUCAGCUCAACGAUUUCCUCGUGAAUUGCCAAGGAGAGCACUGCACUUAUGAUGAAAUCCUCAGCAUCAUCCAGAAGUUUGAGCCUAGCAUCAGUAUGUGUCAUCAGGGACUAAUGUCAUUUGAAGGGUUUGCAAGGUUUCUGAUGGAUAAAGAAAAUUUUGCCUCAAAAAAUGAUGAGUCACAGGAGAACGUCAAAGAACUGCAGCUACCCCUCUCAUACUAUUACAUUGAAUCUUCACACAAUACCUACCUCACAGGCCAUCAGCUCAAAGGAGAAUCCUCGGUGGAACUCUACAGCCAGGUCCUCUUGCAAGGCUGUCGAAGUGUAGAAUUGGACUGCUGGGACGGAGAUGAUGGGAUGCCCAUCAUUUAUCAUGGACAUACACUGACAACCAAGAUCCCCUUCAAGGAAGUGGUGGAAGCCAUUGAUCGCAGUGCCUUCAUCAACUCUGACCUGCCAAUCAUCAUAUCGAUUGAGAACCACUGUUCAUUGCCUCAGCAACGAAAAAUGGCAGAAAUUUUCAAGACUGUGUUUGGAGAAAAGCUGGUGGCUAAAUUCUUAUUUGAGACUGAUUUCUCAGAUGAUCCAAUGCUUCCUUCACCUGACCAACUCAGAAGGAAAGUGCUUCUUAAAAACAAGAAGCUAAAAGCCCAUCAGACGCCAGUGGAUAUCUUAAAGCAAAAGGCUCAUCAGUUAGCAUCUAUGCAAGCACAGGCUUAUAUUGGUGGGAAUGCCAACCCCCCACCGGCCAAUAAUGAGGAAGAGGAAGAUGAGGAGGACGAAUAUGAUUAUGACUAUGAAUCCCUUUCUGAUGACAACAUUCUAGAAGACAGACCUGAAAAUAAAUCAUGUAAUGACAAGCUUCAAUUUGAGUAUAAUGAAGAAAUCCCGAAGAGGAUAAAGAAAGCAGAUAACUCAGCUUGCAACAAAGGAAAGGUUUAUGAUAUGGAACUGGGAGAAGAAUUUUAUCUUGCUCAAAAUAAAAAGGAAAGCAGACAGAUUGCACCAGAGCUUUCUGACCUUGUAAUCUACUGUCAAGCAGUAAAAUUUCCAGGCCUGUCAACUCUAAAUGCAUCUGGCUCUAGCAGAGGAAAGGAAAGGAAAAGCAGGAAGUCCAUUUUUGGCAACAAUCCGGGCAGAAUGAGCCCAGGGGAGACAGCAUCAUUUAACAAAACAUCUGGAAAAAGUUCCUGUGAAGGAAUUCGACAGACCUGGGAGGAAUCUUCUUCCCCUCUCAACCCAACCACCUCCCUCAGCGCGAUCAUUAGAACUCCCAAAUGUUAUCAUAUCUCGUCGCUGAAUGAAAAUGCUGCCAAACGUCUAUGUCGCAGGUAUUCUCAGAAGCUGAUCCAGCACACCGCCUGUCAGCUGCUAAGAACUUACCCUGCUGCCACCCGCAUCGACUCCUCCAACCCGAACCCCCUCAUGUUCUGGCUCCAUGGGAUACAGCUUGUGGCACUCAACUACCAGACCGAUGAUCUCCCUUUACAUUUAAAUGCUGCAAUGUUUGAGGCAAAUGGUGGUUGUGGUUAUGUUUUGAAGCCUCCAGUUCUGUGGGACAAGAACUGUCCCAUGUAUCAGAAGUUUUCUCCACUGGAAAGAGAUCUGGACAACAUGGACCCUGCAGUCUAUUCUUUAACCAUUGUCUCUGGUCAGAAUGUGUGCCCCGGUAACAGCACAGGAAGCCCAUGCAUUGAAGUCGACGUCCUGGGCAUGCCUCUGGACAGCUGCCAUUUCCGCACGAAGCCCAUCCAUCGAAACACCCUGAACCCCAUGUGGAACGAGCAGUUUCUAUUCCGCAUUCAUUUCGAAGAUCUUGUAUUUCUUCGUUUCGCAGUUGUGGAAAACAACAGUUCAGCGGUGACGGCGCAGAGAAUCAUUCCACUGAAAGCUUUAAAACGAGGAUAUCGCCAUCUUCAGCUGCGAAACCUUCACAAUGAAGUCUUGGAAAUCUCUAGUUUAUUCAUUAACAGCAGAAGGAUGGAAGAAAAUUCCUCUGGCGGUACCAUGUCAGCCUCUUCGAUGUUUAAUACAGAAGAAAGAAAAUAUCUGCAGACUCACAGAGUCACGGUGCAUGGGGUCCCAGGGCCAGAGCCCUUUACCGUUUUCACUAUUAAUGGAGGCACCAAGGCAAAGCAGCUUCUGCAGCAGAUUCUGACAACUGAACAAGACAUCAAACCUGUUGCCACAGACUAUUUUUUGAUGGAAGAAAAAUAUUUUAUAUCUAAAGAAAAGAAUGAAUGUAGGAAACAACCAUUUCAGAGAGCCAUUGGUCCAGAAGAAGAGAUCAUGCAAAUUUUAAGCAGCUGGUUUCCAGAAGAGGGAUACGUGGGCAGGAUUGUCUUAAAAACUCAGCAGGAAAACCUAGAAGAGAAAAACAUUGUGCAAGAUGACAAAGUGGUGAUCUUGAGCUCAGAGGACGAGAGUUUCUUUGUCCAAGUGCAUGAUGUUUCUCCAGAGCAACCUCGAACAGUCAUCAAAGCACCCCGCCUAAGCACUGCACAGGAUGUCAUUCAGCAGACCUUAUGCAAAGCCAAAUAUUCCUAUAGCAUUCUGAGCAACCCCAAUCCAAGUGACUAUGUGCUUUUGGAAGAGGUGAUGAAAGACACUACCAACAAGAAGUCUACCACACCAAAGUCCUCUCAGCGGGUCCUUCUGGAUCAGGAAUGUGUGUUUCAAGCCCAAAGCAAGUGGAAAGGUGCAGGAAAAUUCAUCCUUAAGCUAAAGGAGCAGGUGCAGGCAUCUCGAGAAGAUAAAAAGAAAGGCAUUUCUUUUGCAAGUGAACUCAAGAAGCUCACCAAGUCAACUAAACAGCCCCGAGGACUUACAUCACCUUCUCAGCUCUUGGCCUCAGAAAGUAUCCAAAACAAGGAGGAGAAACCUGUGGGUGGCUUGUCCUCCAGUGACACAAUGGAUUAUCGACAGUGACUAAGGGCAGCAUGUUUAACCCAGGUGAAGAUCUUUCAGCAAGAAGUUAAAGAGUGAACAUUGUGGAAAAAAAUAUCAUUUACUUACUUUCAUUAGACUUAAACUGGAAAUUGAUGAUUUCUGAACUGAAGCCUUCACACAUGUGAGAUCCAUGCUGAGGAGAAGCAAAAUGGCAUAGGGCUAGUUGCCACCAACCAAUUUACCCAUGAAUGUCGCAAUGAAGCCCAGGAGACUGCCAUUUUAUAAAUGUCAGCAGUUGGAAAAAUCAUCACUAAUUGACUUAGAGCAAAGGUCAGCAAGCUUGUCUGUAAAGGGCCAAAUAGUAAAUAUUUUAAGGCUGAGGGCCAUACAAUGUGUUGCAACUACUCUGCCGCUGUAGUACAAAUGCAGCCACAAACCAUACAUACAUGAAUGAACGUGGCUGUAUUCCAAUAAAACUUUAUGGACACUGAAA